This is a messenger RNA of Eucalyptus grandis, 955 nucleotides long. Its product is annotated as annexin D1. Gene Ontology annotation, molecular function: calcium ion binding; calcium-dependent phospholipid binding. The record is from RefSeq and is a predicted model, not a curated record. The coding region runs from base 1 to 936 and encodes 311 amino acids. The transcript has 5 exons. NCBI's taxonomy places the organism in Eukaryota, Viridiplantae, Streptophyta, Magnoliopsida, Myrtales, Myrtaceae. Gene Ontology annotation, cellular component: cytoplasm.
AUGUCGACUCUCACCGUCCCGCAGCCAGUGCCCCCCGUGGCUAAUGACUGCGAGCAGCUCCGGAAAGGUUCACUCUAUCUUCUUUGCGCUGCCUCCUCCGAUUCUCUUAUCGCGUGUUUCUUCGGUCGUCGAUGGUCGUGCUCCAUUCUUAGUCUUCAGAUCUGCGAUCUGCUCGGACAUCGCGGUUUGAUCGGAGGAACAAAUGAGAAGCUGAUCAUAUCCAUAUUGGGUCAUAGGAAUGCGGCGCAGAGGAAGCUGAUUCGGCAAACCUAUGCCGAGACUUACGGCGAGGACCUCCUCAAGGCAUUGGACAGAGAACUUACCAAUGAUUUCGAGAGGCUGGUGGUCCUUUGGUCACUUGAUCCGGCUGAACGUGAUGCGUACUUGGCGAAUGAAGCGACGAAAAGAUGGACUUCAAGCAACCAGGUUCUCAUGGAAAUAGCCUGCACGAGGUCUCCGCAGCAGUUGCUUAUGGCAAGACAAGCAUAUCAUGCUCGAUACAAGAAGUCGCUGGAAGAGGACGUCGCUCACCACACAACUGGAGAUUUUCGUAAGUUGAUGGUACCUCUUGUGAGCUCCUACCGUUAUGAUGGAGAUGAGGUGAAUAUGACUUUGGCAAAAGCAGAGGCUAAGAUACUCCACAAGAAGAUCUCAGAGAAGGCUUACAGCCAUGAGGAUCUCAUAAGGAUUUUGGCUACUAGGAGCAAAGCACAAGUCAAUGCUAUGCUGAAUCACUACAAAAAUGAGUUUGGAAAUGAUAUCAACAAGGUGAGUUGGAAUUUCUAUGAACCGGACCUUUCAUGUUCUUUUACUUAUAUGUCUAAAGCUUAUAGCUCCUCAAGGAUGAAGAGUGCCUGGGUAGUGUUCUUUUUGGUUAAUAGUCAUGUUGUUAAGAGGCAACUUCAAGAUGUCUUGUUUCAAAACAUUGAGAUGUGAUAAUAUCGUCCGUUUUCAA